UAGGUGAGGUGGUAGUGGUGUAGUGGGUUAGGUUUAGUGGAGUAGGUGAGGUGGUAGUGGUGUAGUGGGUUAGGUUUAGUGGAGUAGGUUUAAGUGGGUGAAGUAGGUGAUAGGUUUUAACAAUUCAUGAACGCUUGUCAUUUAAUGAAAUGAAGUCGACAAUCCUAUUCAAACAUUUGGGGUUUGUUAUUGGCAUUUUGAUGCUGGAAAGUUGUCCCUAUCAGGCAGUGAUCUCCAGUUGGCAGCUAGUAAAGGGUCAUAUAGCUCUUGAUCAAGCAGUAUUUCCUGAAAAUACCCCUGGUUUUGUAUUGGAUGCUUUUGCCCGUUCUUUUCUUUGGAAGAUUGGACUUGAUUACCGACAUGGGACUGGACAUGGUGUACAAAUGAGGUGCAACAGUUAA
This is a messenger RNA of Camellia sinensis, 401 nucleotides long. The record is from RefSeq and is a predicted model, not a curated record. NCBI's taxonomy places the organism in Eukaryota, Viridiplantae, Streptophyta, Magnoliopsida, Ericales, Theaceae.